AUGUUCGAGAAAAAGUUCAACAUUGAAGUACAAACUUUACAGCCUUUAUGUGAGUUUCUUGCACAACUGAAAGAAGAAGGUAGUCGGCCACAACUUAUAGACUUUCAUUAUGAAUUUAAUGAAAAUGAAGAUGGAACUCAUGACUGUCAGUUUGUUAUAUAUUCACCAUUCAAUGAAGUAGCUAAAAAGAAAGAAAAUCCAUUACGUAUAAGAUUUCAAAUCUCUGAACCAAGUGAUGAUUUCAAGAAUGUUUUCAAUUAUGAUGCAAUGCUUCCGAGGAAAAAUGAAUUUUCAAAGAUUGUAACACCUGGCAUUUGGGAUAGAAAGCAAGUUAUAUUAUAUUCAAACUUAAGUAAGGGAGUUGAAAAUGAGUUCGUUGGUCAUACAAUAACUUCACCACUUCCUAACCCUAAAUACUAUAAAUUAACUGGCUUCAAUCGUGAGUUUUGGAUAGACAUGUUCUCCACUCAUGACCAUAACUGCCCAGUGUUCUUACCUCCAGACCAUAAGGACUGUCUCUACAUUGAAGCACAACUCUUAAACUCUACCAUCGCAGUAUUGUAA
Molecule: messenger RNA, 564 nt
Organism: Trichomonas vaginalis G3
Lineage: Eukaryota; Parabasalia; Trichomonadida; Trichomonadidae
Exons: 1
Coding region: 1-564 (187 amino acids)
Source: RefSeq, a predicted model, not a curated record